Messenger RNA from Triticum aestivum (bread wheat), 1045 nucleotides. Its product is annotated as arsenate reductase 2.1. NCBI's taxonomy places the organism in Eukaryota, Viridiplantae, Streptophyta, Magnoliopsida, Poales, Poaceae. The coding region runs from base 360 to 752 and encodes 130 amino acids. Gene Ontology annotation, molecular function: protein tyrosine phosphatase activity. Gene Ontology annotation, cellular component: nucleus; cytoplasm. The transcript is spliced from 4 exons. The record is from RefSeq and is a predicted model, not a curated record.
GGUCGACAGGUGAUCAAGAAGGCCCGUGGCCUAGGUCAAUGGCCCACAUUGCACUUGGUGGGCGCGUUGGCCUAUCAUCUCCCCGAGUGGGAGAGUGAACGUCGUAAUUUAUGGUAGAGGGGUAUGCGUCCGCGCGGCCCUGCCAAUUCUGUAAAAUUAAAAUUUGGUCCUUGAGGCCGGGCGUGUCUCAGUUUAUUCUUAAGGUCUGAAAGUUUCCUGUAAAAUUUUAUUUUCAUCCUUUAGACCUUGUUUCUAAGAUUAACAAUUUAUCUUCAUAGUCCAUGAGAAAUAUUUAGGUCUUGGAUCUCAAUCCGAAAGCGUAGACAGAGGGAGGAAGAUUUGAUUUUGGGGGAGGAUUGAUGGCGCGAAGCGUGCCGUACGUGUCGGCGGCGAAGCUGGUGUCCAUGGCGCGGGGGAACCGGGUGGCCAUCAUCGACGUCAGGGAUGAGGAGAGGAGCUAUCAAGCGCACAUCGCGGGGUCGCACCACUUCGCCAGCGGCAGCUUCGCGGCGCGGAUGCCGGAGCUAGUGCUGGCCACCAGCGGCAAGGACACCCUCGUCUUCCACUGCGCGCUCAGCCAGGUGCGAGGUCCGUCCUGUGCUCGGAUGUUUUCAGACUAUCUAUCAGAGUCCAAGGAAGAUUCGGGGAUAAAGAACAUCAUGGUGCUUGAACGUGGGUUCAAUGGAUGGGAGAUUUCUGGCCAACCCGUGUGCCACUGCAAAGAUGCUCCUUGCAAAGGCACAUGCUCUUGAUCUUCUGGAUUACCAUCUGGUCCAUUUAUACUCAGCUUUUGAACGAUCUGCAAUUCAGCAUCGCUGCUGAGCUGGUCCUUUCUCAUUGAGAUGAUGAUGCAUAACAAUCCAUUGAAUUCCGCAAUGGCAUGUCUUUAAACAUUUCAUUUACAAAUAUAUGACACGUCUUUUUUCCAGAUGAUAUAUGUACAUGGUAUACCUAAAUAUACCUUGUGCGAAAAAUCUUCUUUAAAUGUACCUGGAAGUUUGAAGAUGAUUGUACCAUUGAACUAGGCAUGUUAGUUUUUGAAGAA